CAGAAUUAUUUCCAUGCUCGAAUGACAUAAGAAAGUAUAAUUUAGUUUUUUUGUGCUAGUUGCCGGCGAAGAUGUCUGUCGCAGUAUUUAUUCUGUCGCGCUCCUUCUCGCGCUAUCAACCGAGAGAGUCGUCCAGCGUGGGCCGCGCUGGACGACUCUCUUGGUUGAUUUCCAAUCUACUAUUUCGUGAGAGUUACGUGUGCGCCGUUUCAGCAGCUGACAGUACCCGCGAGGAUGCGCGUGCAGCCGUAACGCGAGGCAGCAAAGGCAUAGCAGGCUCAGGCUCCGCGCGGCGGAUCGGAGAGGUGCUCGAUUUUCUCCAGACCCACGCGCCCAAGCGAGACGAUUCGCUCUCCGCAGAGUACAAGACAACCAACGCGGCUCUUGCACUUCGGGCGCACGAUGCCGUGGUGAAAAAAUGGGGUCGCCAAUUCUACGAUUUGGUACCACGACGAAGUAGUAAGACGAAGGUGGCCAACAUUUUGACUGCGGCAAGAACUUUUUCUACCGCAACGAUGGUCGCAGCUGGUCGUGCGUCGACAACAGCACGACGCGACGAUCCGGAUCACGCUCUGCCGUUCCUGUUUCUGAACGACGUGGCACCGUAUGCUGUCUUCACUGAGCCCCGCACCCCCUGGCGUGCGUGGUUCUACGAACGGCUGGAACCGUUUCUGCAAAGGGCAGAAACGCCCCGAGAGUUGAUUUCCCAACUCGACCAAGCCGUCUGGUCCCUGCUCUCGCCAACGCAAAAACCGGCGGAAUUCCUCCCGGCGGGGCCAGAUGCCAUCAACAACUACUCCGUCGCGGAUUUUCUCAAUGGCACCUACACGAACGGCGUUGUCGGCAGCAGCUGCACGGGCAUGGCUAUUUUCUUUGUGGCCUGCCUCCGCACCGUGGGCAUCCCGGCGCGCGCUGCGGGCGUUCCACACUGGAACAAGGAUCGCAAGGUUUGCCCGGAGGGAGACCAGAGUCCCGCGUGCGGCAAUCAUAACUGGGUAGAGGUGUGGGACGGAACCUCCUGGCGAUUUCUGAGCCCGGGGCCCGAGGAAAGUCGCCCGCUCCCUCUGGAUAACGGUUGGUUCUUUCCUAGCCCUGUGAGUGCGGAAAUUCCUCUCCACGGGAAUCACUCCGUGUACGCCACCAGCUGGGUAAAUACCACUGCCCCCCUGCUGCUCCCCGGGGCGACAAGGCGCGAACAAGCUCAUGCCCAGACGGACCAGGAGCAGGAUAAAGAUAGGGACGUCGUUGCGACCGUAGCAGGCAGUUACCUCGCAAAUGAGGCGCAGCGGAAGAGCGGGCUAUCUGCUGCACAUUCGGGUCAUGAUUUACCAGUGCCACACUUUCCGAUGGUCUGGGCCUCGCAAGAGGAUGGUCCGUUAGAUCGGAAGGUUGAGGUAUCUGGGUGGGAUGCCACCUGCCGCUACCUGCAACUGAGUAACGCUACGAAUAUUCCUAGCGUCUGCGGCGCACCGCGUGCUGACGCAAGAACGGCGCCGACAUUAAUCACUACCUGACGCUGCCGGCACGGGGCAAUUGCUUGUGCUGGAAACUUUGGUCGACUUGAUGGUCGUGGAACAAUAGAAGUCAAAAUUAUGCUAUCACAGUUUCAUUUUUCGUUUUUCAUCAUAAUCGUUUCUUUCGGAAGGAGAUGCAGGUUGGAAACUAACUUGUUCGCCCGGCAGAGAAAGACGAAAUCUGCGCCUACAGUCUGGCGAAUGGCGAUCGUCAGCGCAGCACCGCUAUUGAUUCCAAACACGGUAAGCAUCUAUGAGAAAUUCUAAGUUACAAAUGCC
Amoebophrya sp. A120 is the source of this 1793-nucleotide messenger RNA. The record is from the annotation of a GenBank genome assembly. Lineage: Eukaryota; Dinophyceae; Syndiniales; Amoebophryaceae.